Molecule: messenger RNA, 2366 nt
Organism: Anopheles coustani
Lineage: Eukaryota; Metazoa; Arthropoda; Insecta; Diptera; Culicidae
Gene: Nsun2
Product: tRNA (cytosine(34)-C(5))-methyltransferase
Exons: 5
Coding region: 94-2229 (711 amino acids)
Biological process (GO): tRNA methylation
Cellular component (GO): nucleus; cytoplasm
Molecular function (GO): tRNA binding; tRNA (cytidine-N5)-methyltransferase activity
Source: RefSeq, a predicted model, not a curated record
ACGCCGUACGCCGUAUUCACCGGUUGCGAUUGGACUACGUUUCUAGCUCACAAAACUUAUUUUCGUUUUCUGAAACAACGCGCGAUCGUCAACAUGGGAAAACCGAAGCAUUUAACUAACAAACAGAAUCCGUUUGCGAAGAAAAAGCGUCAUAAUAAAGAAAAGGCCGACGAACCACCGGCACGCAGGGAAAAGCCGUACGAAAGCAUCGUACUGAAGAACGAAUCUUUUGAAGCCUACUAUAAGCAUCAACAGAUCUGCAGUAGCGAAGAAGAAUGGGAUCAGUUCAUCGAACACAUGAGGAAAAAUCUUCCGGUGACGUUUCGUAUCACAGGAUCGAAGGCACAAGCAAACUUGCUGUUGAAACUGAUCAAGCGGGACUUUUUCGAUGAGUACUUCCGCGCAGUAAAGGAACUGCGCAAGGAAGAAGAAGGCGCUCACGUCGAACCGCCCCAAUGCCUCGGUUGGUAUCCGGGUGAAAUGGCCUGGCAGUUGGAACUUAGCCGAAAGGAUAUACGUCGGUCAGAGCCGCUGUUCAAGCUGCACAAUUUUCUCAUCUCGGAGACGAGCUCGGGUAACAUAAGUCGACAGGAAGCUGUUUCUAUGAUACCGCCACUAGUGCUGGACGUUCAGCCGCAUCAUAAGGUGCUUGAUAUGUGUGCGGCACCCGGUUCGAAGACGGCACAGCUCAUCGAAUCAUUGCAUGCCGGCGAAGGAACUGGAAUACCACCCGGCUUCGUGAUGGCCAACGAUGUCGAUAAUAACCGAUGCUAUAUGUUGGUGCACCAGGCGAAGCGACUCAAUUCGCCGUGCUUCAUGGUUACUAACACGGACAGUGCCACUUUUCCAUCGAUGCAAAUCACGAAGGAUGGUGUGGUCAGUCCGCUAAAGUUCGAUCGGGUGCUCUGUGACGUGCCCUGCUCGGGUGAUGGAACGCUGAGAAAGAAUGCGGACAUCUGGACAAAGUGGAACCUUGGCCAGGCAACUAAUCUGCACGGACUGCAGUACCGUAUAUUGAAACGUGGUGCCGAGCUGCUAGAAGUUGGGGGAAAACUCGUUUACUCCACCUGUUCACUCAAUCCAAUCGAGAAUGAGGCCGUAUUGCAUCAUCUACUGAAACAGACGGAUGACUCGUUGGAAAUCGUCGAAUGUGGUCACAUGCUUCCAACGCUGAAGUACUCCAAAGGGAUGACCUACUGGGAACCGGCCACCCACAAGGAGCUAAAGUACUAUAAAUCCUUCGACGAGGUACCGGAAAAUCAGCGAACCGUAUUGCGACCAGAUAUGUUUCCUCCGGCGAAGGAAGAAUCUGUCGAAAAGUUCCAUCUCGAUCGGUGUCUGCGAAUAUUACCCAAUCAGCAGAAUACGGGAGGAUUCUUUGUAGCGCUGAUUGAAAAAAAGAAACCACUCCCAUGGGAAUCGACAGACACUAAGGAAGACAAUGGCCAAGAUCUAGCGAAAGGAUCCGAAGCGCCGGAACCACCGACAAAAAAAGCUAAAUACAUGCGCGGAUUUAAAGAAGAUCCGUUUGUAUUUUUCGACGACAAUGAAGACGUUUUCGAGUCGAUAAACGAGUUCUAUAAACUCAGCGAAGGUUUUAACCCAAGAAAUCUGCUGACUCGUUGCAAGGUCGGUAAGAAGAAAAACAUCUACUUCUGCUCCAGUGUGGUACGCGAUUUGGUGCAGUUGAAUGAGAAACGCGUGAAGUUUAUAAAUCUUGGCGUCAAAUCGUUUGUUCGCUGUGUCACGCGAAACAUCAAGUGUGAGUUCCGCCUAGCCCAGGAGGGACUAGCAAACGUGAACGCGUUUAUCGGUGAACGACGUCGCGUAAAGGUUCAGCCAAGCGAUUUAAUAGAGCUACUUUCCUGUACCGACCCAACAAAGCCACCGGAAAUAGCGGCACUUACUGCUGAAACGCAGGAAAAUUUAAAGAACUUUGAUUCGGGUAGCUGCAUUCUACAGUGCGAACUGGAUGAACUGAACCUGGCCGUGGUCGGAUGGAAGGGAGCCGUCAGCUUGAGAGCUUACGUCGAUCAAUACGACACGGUGCACCUGCUUCGACUCCUUGGGGGCGAUCUGUCCAAAUUCGAGAAAAACAAAUUCCAAGAUAAGUUGAGAGCGGAACAGGAAGGGGAGCAAAAGGAUGAUGACGGAGACGAAGAUAUAGUUGAGAACGAGAGUCCAUCCCCGGGUGAAGGUGAGGUUGCACCGACGGAAGAAACGGCCUAGUAAUGGCGGUUGUACAAACAAUGAGAAAAUUCGUUAAACUUAUACAACUUACUUUGUUCAAAAUAAAGCCUUAUCAUAACCGAGGUUAAGCAACUGAAAUGCAGGACCAACGAUAAAACGAGUAAUGGCUACUGCCA